AUGGGAGCCUCCCUGUGCACGCAGAGUGAGCCGCCCACCGGCGGCCCGCAGACCAGCGUGCAUGACUGCUACUUCCCCUUGUGGGCUGUCAAGGUGUCCGAUUUCAUGCAGAUGCGCGGCCCCCCGGAGCCCCACGGCAAACUGCAGGAGAAGGGCGUGCUGCACCAAUUUCAGCCGGGCAUGUUCGUGAUCUUCGUUUCGCACCAGUGGCUCAGCUCUGCGCAUCCGGACCCCCAGGGCGAGCAGAUGAAGGUUCUGCGGGAGACGCUUGGUGGGGUGAUUGACGGGACAUUGGAGAUUACAGAAGACAGUGCGUCUCGCCACGACGAGAAGCGCCUGUCGCCUGGCACUCGGCAACAGAUCGCCGGCGGGUUUCUCUUCCUCGACUGGUUCGCGAUCCCUCAAAUCACAGCUCGGAUGCCCGGAGUCAAUGAGGAGGCCACGAAGACCGACGCGGCUCUGGCGGUUCAGAGCAUUCCAGCCUAUGUGGAGCUCUGCAAUCUCUUCCUGGCGUUGGUGCCCGAGCUGUCUCACAAAGAUUCGGGUCGGCACGUGAACUACGCCACGUGGAUGUCGAGAGGGUGGUGCCGUGCUGAGUUGUGGUGCCGACUUCUGUCAAGCAAGUCCGACACCUCUGUCAUUGUUGUGUACUCUGCCACGGACGCCGAGUUUAUGUUCCCACUGGACUGGCAGAACAGAAGCAUUGUGGAUGGGGAUUUCACUAUUGAAGCCGACCGCGCAGAGGUCGUCCGACUGGGUGAGGUGGCCGUGGAAGGUAAGAUCCGGCACUUGCAAGAGAAAGGCCCUUUAUCCCACUACCGCUUUUGGGCAGCCCUGAGCCCGAACCUCCUGCGUCGGCAGAGGAAAUGGAGACACUUGGACGAAUUCCUGCGACACUUCCAGUUUGCCAACUUGAGAGAAGCCGUGGAGGACGACACCGGCAUGAAUGCAGUCAUGUGCGCAGUCUUCUCUGGCGACGCCCACACUCUGCGACUGCUGGCAGAGAGCCGUGCAAACAUGAACCACGCCCUCGAAGGCAUGAGCAGUCUUGGGUACUUCGAUAAGCAGACGGCCCUCAUGGCAGCAGCGAAGUCGCGGCAGGAUGCUGCAGUCCUCACGACACUCCUCGAACUUCGCGCUGAUGUCAAUGCCCGCGGUAGAACUGGCCUGCAGGCGCUAUACUUCUGCCGAACACCCGAGCAUGUGAAGACACUUGUGGAACAUCGUGCAGAGAUUUCACAUGAUACGUUGAGCGGCGCUGCGUCCUUCGCCUCUGCGGAUACAGUUCAAGCUCUUAUCUCGUACCGCUGCGACCCCAGCAAGGCUUCACGCCCACUGCAUGCUGUCGCAUUGCUUUCGCGCGGCAACUGCAGGGCGGUCGAGACUGCCAAGCUGCUUUUGGCACAUCGCGCUGAUGUCAACUUGCCUUACAGGCCGCCAAGAAACCUUCUUUGGAAAACCCGAACAGCUCGUCUCCGAACAGCGGUCUUCGGAUAUUCAAACUGCAACAUGAUGACGCGCUUGUAUGCUGACUUGCCUGGCAUCUCACCCCUCGGCGUCGCGGCCCUGGUUGGGCACGAGCAGCUGAUCCAGCUCUUCUUCGAGUUUGGGGCCGAGUCCUUCGCCAACGACGCCGGCCACCUGCCCGAAGACCUGGCUCAAAGCAGCCACCACCAUCAUCUCCUACCCAUGCUGGCCACGUUCGCGGGUGCCCGGGUUGUGGCGUUGGAGCCGGCGCCACCCAACUUCCGAUACCUGCUUUGGAACUUGAAGCUCAACGGCGUGACGGACUGCGUUUGGCCUCUGAACGUCGCCGUUGGGGGGCAGCCGCUUGAGUCGAAAACCAUCCUCUACUCGCCCACGUACCCCACCUGGUCACAGCAAUGCGCAGAAGAGGACGCAGACUGCACCAGCAGCGACGGCUCGUGGCGCGGCGGGUUUGCUGACUUCCAGCUCAGCUUCGCUGUGGAGACUGUGACGUUGGCGGAAGUGAUUGCCGCGUUUGGGCUCAGCACCGUGGAUUUUCUGAAGGUGGACUGCGAAGGAUGCGAGUGGGACGUUUUCGCACCGCGCAUCUGGGAGCGAGUUCGACGUCGCGUUCGUCACGUCGCCACAGAGUUGCACGUGUGGGCACUGCCAGACAAAGCUUCUGAAGGCCUUGAAAGUGACGUGCGCAGGGCGGUUUGCGAACGCCAGAUUCUGCGAGAGAACAUCCUCUGCUCGACCCCAUGA
This is a messenger RNA of Symbiodinium natans, 2232 nucleotides long. Lineage: Eukaryota; Dinophyceae; Suessiales; Symbiodiniaceae. The record is from the annotation of a GenBank genome assembly.